AAGUAGUGUCCCUUACACCAUAAAUUAUUUCUGAUCGGCCUAACUUGGAGUUCCUUAUCACUGUGCCUCCUACUCUUGGAGUCGCCGAUUGGGUGAUACAUCUUGCUAGUCGCCAGGUCUGGGUACACCGGAGCAAGCUUAUCACGGGCUUCGCUCUUCCAGAUGCCCGUGACCUAUCAUACCUGGGCUAUAGGUAGACAUUAACUCAACUGUUACAACGCCCACCGCGUUUGGUUACUACUUUCCAAAUCGCCUGCUUCCUGACGAGCGGUGCAUUGUUUCCUUUAACCCGAGUGCGACACCAUGGAGAUGUUUCUGUUAACUCCUUGCAUCUUUUCUUCGGAAGCAUUUAUCCAUCCCAUGGGACCUAUCGGAGGACAAGGAUCUGGUGUUAGUGGCACAGCGAGCAGUUGUACUAAUGAACCACGUGAAUUCGGUUUCCUUGCAAAGCUGAAUACUUUAUCGAGCUCCCGAAGACGUAAGCUAGAAGCUGACGAACUAGCUGCGGAAGCCCGCCAAGCCAUGGAAGAUCCUUUGCAUCCGGCACAUUUCGAACCUGAUUUGGAUGGCUUUCAACUGGCAGAGGGCGAGGAGCGUUCGAUGAUCGAACCGCAGUCGAAAGAGCAUCCGCUGGUGCGUGAUAUCAUUCGUAUCCUCAUUGAAUGGAUCAACAUGGAACUGGCCGAAGAACGCAUUUUGGUAAGGGACAUUGAAGCCGAUCUGUACGAUGGACAAGUCCUGCAGAAGCUCAUUGAGAAACUUAUGGGGAUACGAAUCAACCAUCCUGAGGUGUCUCAAACGGAGAUGGGUCAGAGACAACGUUUAAAGAUGGUCCUCGACGAAAUCAACGCCGCGCUUAACGUGUCUCCACAGUGGGCUGCCAACAAAUGGCCCGUUACGGCUAUUUUCGACCAAGAUUUAGUCGCCAUCCUACGUCUAUUGAUCGCUCUCGCGCGGCGUUUCGCUCCUUCCGUUCGACUGCCUCGAGGAGUCCAGUUGACAGUACUAAUAGUGCGAAAAUACAAUGGCAUACUGCAACAUCGAAGGCAAAUUGAACACAUCACAGAGAUGGAAGCUGAGCAGGAUGCCGACAUGGACCACGACGCCAUCAGCGCACUAGUUGAUUGCGCCGUUCCAGAAAAGCUCGCCGCGUUCCAACAGACUUUGUUGGAGUUCGUUAACCCUCAUCUCGCCAAGGUGAAUCUCAGUGUUGCGAACCUGGAAACCGACAUGGAGGAUGGAGUGUAUUUUAUACUGCUUCUCGGGCUUCUCGGCGGAUUCUACGUGCCCAUGCAUGCCUACUAUCCGACACCACUGACCGAGGCACAACGCCUGGCCAACAUACAGCUCGCGUUGAGGCUAGCCGAAGAAAUCGAAGGAAUCAAUCUCGGACCGAAACCGGGUAGAGAUAUGUUGCAACCCGAUCUGAAAAUGACUCUCCGCUUGAUCUACUCACUGUACACUCGACAUAGGGAUGACACGUGAAUGAGCCGCUCGUUGCAUGGAGUUCUGUGCUACGCUAUUCAACGGACCAUACGCUGCAACUUCUCACUUUACGUUUGCCCCAGCAACUCAUGUUAGUGCUUACAGUUUCGUAUGAUAUAUAUUUUAUUCUCACCACAAA
This is a messenger RNA of Dicrocoelium dendriticum, 1624 nucleotides long. NCBI's taxonomy places the organism in Eukaryota, Metazoa, Platyhelminthes, Trematoda, Plagiorchiida, Dicrocoeliidae. The record is from the annotation of a GenBank genome assembly.